Racocetra fulgida is the source of this 1196-nucleotide messenger RNA. The record is from the annotation of a GenBank genome assembly. NCBI's taxonomy places the organism in Eukaryota, Fungi, Glomeromycota, Glomeromycetes, Diversisporales, Gigasporaceae.
CGCAUUGGAUCUUGCUCCGAAUAAACGUAUAGUAUUACGUGAUCCUCGAGAUGAUGCAAGACUAGCCAUUCUAACUAUUCAAGAUAUCUAUCGACCAAAUAAAAUUGAGGAAGCAAUAAAGGUUUUCGGUGACAAUGAUCUUGCUCAUCCUAGUGUAAAAUAUCUUCAUAAUCAUGUUAAAGAAUACUAUAUGGGUGGAAAUGUUGAGGCGAUCCAAGCUCCCACUCAUUAUGACUAUAUAUCGCAUAGAUAUACACCGGCUGAACUUAGAGCUCAUUUCAAAAAACUUAAUUGGACACGUGUUGUAGCUUUCCAAACACGAAAUCCAAUGCAUCGCGCUCAUCGUGAGUUAACUGUUAGAGCUGCGAGAAUUCGACAAGCAAAUGUUCUCAUUCAUCCAGUAGUCGGUUUAACCAAACCUGGUGAUAUUGAUCAUUACACAAGAGUUCGUGUAUAUCAAGCUAUCAUGCCAAAAUAUCCUAAUGGAAUGGCUACUCUUAGCUUAUUACCUUUAGCAAUGAGAAUGGGUGGUCCAAGAGAAGCUCUUUGGCAUGCAAUUAUCAGAAAAAAUUUUGGUGCUACUCAUUUCAUUAUUGGUAGAGAUCAUGCUGGCCCUGGAAAGAAUUCAAAAGGCGUAGAUUUUUAUGGUCCUUAUGAUGCACAAGUACUCGUUGGAAAAUACAAAGAUGAAUUACAAAUUGAAGUUGUACCAUUCCAAAUGAUGACAUAUCUUCCUGAUUCUGAUGAGUAUAUGCCAAUUGACGAAAUACCAAAAGGUACUCAAACAUUAAACAUCUCGGGCACUGAAUUACGAAGGCGUCUUAGAAGUGGUCUUCAAAUUCCGGAAUGGUUUUCAUAUCCUGAAGUUGUAAAAGUACUUCGAGACACACAUCCUCCAAGAUCAAAACAAGGCUUUACCUUGUUCUUUACUGGUUAUUAUAAUUCUGGUAAAGAUUUAAUUGCUAAAGCUUUACAAGUUAUACUUAACCAACAAGAUCAAAAUAUCGCUCGUAUAGGAUUUGUCUCUGGAGAACUUACAAAAGCUGGUUCUGCUGUUAUUGCUGCGCCGAUCGCUCCGUAUGCAGACGCACGAGCUCAUAGAGCACAAUCUGGAGAGAUUAAAGGUUUUACGGGCAUUGAUGACCCAUAUGAAAUACCAACUGAUGCAGAUAUUGUAGUUGAUCCAAGCAAACAAA